ACGGACACGCCGGCGUCAUCUUGCGGCGCGUCACGUGCGGCGUCGGCAGCCAUGGCGGGAAGCGAGCCGCGCAGCGGAGGCGUCACUCCUCAGCCUCACCACAGCGACUGGGGCCGCCUGGAGGCUGCCAUCCUCAGCGGCUGGAGGAACUUCUGGCAGUCGGUGGGCAAGGAGAGGGCGGCUCCGAGGUCCUCCCCGGAGGAGGCGGACGAGAAGGCCAGCUCGCUAACGCGGCUGCCGAUUGAUGUACAGCUAUAUAUUUUGUCAUUUCUUUCACCUCAUGAUCUAUGUCAUUUGGGAAGUACAAGUCAUUAUUGGAAUGAAACUGUACGAGAUGCAAUUCUGUGGAGAUAUUUUCUGUUGCGGGAUCUUCCUUCUUGGUCUUCUGUUGACUGGAAGUCUCUUCCAGAUCUAGAAAUCUUAAAAAAGCCUAUAUCUGAGGUCACUGAUGGUGCAUUUUUUGACUACAUGGCAGUCUAUAAAAUGUGCUGUCCAUAUACAAGAAGAGCCUCAAAAUCUAGCCGUCCUAUGUAUGGAGCUGUCACCUCAUUUUUACACUCAUUGAUCAUUCAGAAUGAACCACGAUUUGCCAUGUUUGGACCAGGUUUGGAAGAACUAAAUACAUCUUUGGUGUUGAGCUUGAUGUCUUCCGAGGAGCUUUGCCCAACAGCUGGUUUGCCUCAGAGGCAGAUUGAUGGUAUUGGAUCAGGAGUCAGUUUUCAGUUGAGCAACCAACAUAAAUUCAACAUCCUAAUAUUAUAUUCAACUACAAGAAAGGAAAGAGAUAGAGCAAGAGAAGAACAUACAAGUGCAGUUAACAAGAUGUUCAGUAUACAGAAUGAAGGGGAUGAUCAACAGGGAAGCCGGUACAGUGUAAUUCCACAAAUUCAGAAGGUGUGUGAAGUUGUUGAUGGGUUCAUCUAUGUUGCAAAUGCUGAAGCUCAUAAAAGUCCAGGAUACAGAGGCUGAAACUUUAACUGGUUUUUUGAAUGGCAUUCAGUGGAUUCUUGAAGAAGUAGAAUCUAAGCAUGCAAGAUGAUCCUCCUUUCAGACCUUGGGAACUGAAAACAUUUGGAACUUGUUACUAAGGUCGUGAUGUGGAUAUUUGCUCAAGUCAGCUUAUUCUGCCCUGCCUUUUUGCAGGUAGGGUUUAUAUUGGACAGCUGUAGCUACUCUAUUUUUAAAUAUAAUUUUUAUUUUUUACCUUAAUUACAAGAAAAAAGUUUCAGUGCCAGCAUUUGGCCCCAAAAUGAACCUUUUAAUAUUUUAAAAUAACAUAUAUACAUAUAUAUAUAUUUUUUAAUAUUAAAUUCUGGAAAAACAAGUUUAUGCCUCUUUCAUUCUUUGUGGUUUCUCUUCUUUUUGUUUCAAAGAUUGCUAUAGUGGGGAAUAGCAAAUUUACUAAGCUUUCAAUAGGUUCUUUUCAAAGGUCCUUAACUGGUUAUCAAAAAAUAAGUUUCUAUCUGUUUUUAAUAAAUGUACUAUUUAAAACUGAAUAUUCACUGGAAUUUCAUUUACUAUUAUGGCCAUACAACUUCUGUUUCUUUUCUGAAACAGGAAUUAACUUUGUAUCAUAUUCAAUACUAAUUCAGUGAAAGUAACUGGAAAUUCUUGCUCUUUUCAAAUAACUUUGAAAGCUCAUGAGGUGCUAAAGCCAAAUUUUAUUCCUUACUCAGAGAAAAUAUUCCAGAGACGCUCAUGAUCAUAUGACCUCCUAUUCACUAAUUGCUUGCACUUUGCAGAGGAAACAUUACAGUCCUCCUAUCCCAUUGGAAUUGAAGAAUUUUUAAAUUAUAAUUUAAAAAGCAUAAUAUUCUUAGUGGUGCUGCACCCAAGAUACAGCCUCCAUCCUGCGAGCAGGUGCCGUUUCAAAGAAAGGAGCUGUCACAUCUUGGGUGCACUUAUCCAGAACUUAGCUUCAGCACUUGUAUAGUUGGGGGCAGAGUGAGAAAUGCUGACAUCCUGCUCCUCCUAGGAAGGUUGCCCUCUGACUUGGAGAGAGAGUGCUGUUUCCUCGGCUGCCCCAGUCUAGAAUGGAGUUUCUUCUUUCUGAGCUGGAGGAGGGAAGGAGGGGAGUGGGUCUUGGUUCAAAUCCCACAGACUCUUACUGUUCUUACUGAGUUUUAGUAUAUAUAUAUAUUUGAAUAAAUGUUUCUUCAUUUGCUGUAUGCUCU
Molecule: messenger RNA, 2174 nt
Organism: Delphinapterus leucas (beluga whale)
Lineage: Eukaryota; Metazoa; Chordata; Mammalia; Artiodactyla; Monodontidae
Gene: FBXO4
Product: F-box protein 4
Biological process (GO): protein polyubiquitination; SCF-dependent proteasomal ubiquitin-dependent protein catabolic process
Cellular component (GO): SCF ubiquitin ligase complex
Molecular function (GO): protein binding
Source: RefSeq, a predicted model, not a curated record